AUGAUCGGACGAACAAUUUACAAUCUCUUUUCACAUCCGUUGUCGAAGUACCCAGGACCGAGAAGCGUGGCCGCUACUCACUUUCCAUACUUACGCCAGUUGUUGAAUGGAGAUCUAACCUUCUGGGUACAUGAACUUCACGAAAAAUACGGAGAUGUGGUCCGAAUUUCGCCCAACGAGCUUUCAUAUAGAACGCCCGAAUCCUGGAAGGAGAAUUACGGGAGUCGACCAGGACACACACUCCUCCCGAAAGAUGAAAACUUCUAUAGGCAUCCACCAGGAGGUGUCCAUAGUAUCAUUACUGCACCUCACAAACAACAUCAGCUCUAUCGACGUUUGCUCGCCCAUGCGUUUUCCGAGCGCGCGCUACGCGAACAAGAGCCUAUCAUGAAGACCUACGUCAACCUCCUUAUAGAGCAGCUCCACAAGAGAGCCGAUGGAGUUACUAGGCUUAACAUGGUGGACUGGUAUAACUGGACUACAUUCGACUUGAUAGGAGACCUCUCGUUUGGCGAGCCUUUCGGCUGCCUAGAGGGUGCCAGGUAUCAUCCGUGGAUCGAUAUGCUUUUCGAUUCUAUCAAGAUGACUGUCUUAGCAGCUGCUGCUGCUCUCAUCCCCGCGGGUCAAGUCUUACUUGCUCUUAGUGUCGGGGUCAAAGGCAUGAAGAUCAGGCAAACCCAUAUGGACCUUACAGUCGAGAAAGUUGGCAAGCGACUUGAGACAAAGACAAACCGGAAUGAUUUCAUGAAAUAUGUAUUGCGCGAGACCGAUGAUGGACGGAAGAUGACUACGCAGGAAAUCAUGGCAACAUGCUGGCACUUGAUUAUUGCCGGGUCCGAAACUACAGCCACCCUUCUAUCCGGAGUGACGUACUACUUGUUACGCAAUCCCAAGGCAAUGAAGACUUUGCAAGAAGAAGUUAGAAACGCAUUCUCGACUGAGGAAGAGAUCAAUGUGAUGAAUGUUGCCGGGCUCAAGUAUAUGCUCGCUUGUCUAGAUGAAGCAAUGCGAUUGUACCCUCCAGUUUCGGGAGGCCUUCCACGUUCCAUUCCACCCGGGGGAGAAACUCUAGGUGGAGUGUAUAUCCCUGAAGGUGUACUGGUCUCGACAAGCCACUGGUCUGCAUACAGAUCUGGAAAUUACUGGCAUGACCCUUUAUCCUUCAUUCCUGAGCGUUGGCUGGGUGACAAGCGUUUUGAGUCAGACGUCAAGUCGGCUUUUCAACCAUUCUCUUAUGGUCCAAGAAACUGCAUAGGACGCAACUUGGCCUAUGUUGAGAUGCGGUUGAUAUUGGCACGACUUAUGUGGAAUUUUGACAUGGAGAUAUGCGAGGACUCCAUCAAGUGGACAGAUCAAAAGGUAUAUGUCUUAUGGGACAAGAAGCCGUUGUGGGUAAAAGUUACGGCAGCUCAGCGAGGCUGA
Messenger RNA from Exophiala aquamarina CBS 119918, 1422 nucleotides. RefSeq lists its product as uncharacterized. The record is from RefSeq and is a predicted model, not a curated record. NCBI's taxonomy places the organism in Eukaryota, Fungi, Ascomycota, Eurotiomycetes, Chaetothyriales, Herpotrichiellaceae. Gene Ontology annotation, molecular function: heme binding; oxidoreductase activity, acting on paired donors, with incorporation or reduction of molecular oxygen; iron ion binding. The coding region runs from base 1 to 1422 and encodes 473 amino acids. The transcript has 3 exons.